AUGACCCAAUGUGCUCUUUUUCUCAUCUUCGUGAGCACCCAAAUUUCAGUCCCCAGCCCCGGCGCCAUCGCCAGGAGGAAACAGCGCCAGGAGCAGGAUUUCUUUGCGGAUCUCCUCCGGUCCUGCACUGGAAUCGACGAUCUCGACCGCGGCAAGCAGAUCCACGCUCGAAUUCUCGGCACCCAGCACGGCAGCAACAGAUUUCUCGCCAACACGCUGGUCGAGAUGUAUGGGAAAUGCGGCAGCAUGGAGGACGCGAAGAUGGUCUUCCAUGGGAUUGAAGACCCCAAUUUGUUCUCGUGGAGCAUUCUCCUUGUGGGAUAUGCCCAGAAUGGGUAUCUGGAAGAUGCGGAGAAAAUAUUCGCUGCCAUGCCCGAGAGAAAUGUUGUGGCGUGGACGGCGAUGCUGGCAAUGCAUGCCCAGGCGGCCAAUCUCGAGGAGGCUAAAAGACUAUUCGACGCCAUGCCCGAGCAAAACGAUGUGUCCAAGAACACGAUGCUUGCAGCGUAUGCGCAGAAUGGGCAUCUGGAAAAGGCGAGACUACUCUUUGACGGCAUGGGCGAUCGAAACGUAGUCUCCUGGACGAUUAUGGUCAGCGCCUACGGGCAGAAUGGGCUAGUCAAUGAGGCGAGGACUCUAUUUGACCGAAUGCCUACGCGCGGUGUGGUUGCAUGGAACGCUCUCCUUACAGCAAAUGCCAGGCUUGGGCAUCUUGAGGAAGCAAAGAAGCUUUUUGAUUUAAUGCCCGAGUGGAAUGUGAUCUCCUGGACGGCCAUGGUUGAGGCGUUUGCUCGCGAUGGCUACCUCAAGCAGGCUAGGCAGGUGUUUGAUCGUAUGAAAGAGCGAAAUCUCGUUUCCUGGACCGCGAUCUUGAGCGGCUAUGCGCAGAGUGGAAUGAUUGAAGAAACGAAAUGCUUCUUUGACAGGAGUCCCGAGCAAAACAUCUUCACCUGGAAUUCACUGCUAGCCGCAUUUGCGCUCCACGGCUUUCUCGUCGAGGCACAGCAAUUUUUCGAUCUCAAAAUGGUGGAGCAUGAUCUGGUUUCCUGGAACACCAUGAUCACUGGCUAUGCUCAAGCAGGGUAUAUGCAAGAAGCGGUAUCUCUCUUCAACCGGAUGCCGUCCAAAGACGCAGUGACAUGGACGGCUAUGAUUACCGGGCAUGCGCAGCUUAUGCAGCACCACGAAGCCCAAAGAGUCUUUCGACUAAUGCCCGAGAGAGACGUUCUCUCGUGGUCUGCAAUGGUAGGAGUGAAUGCCCAGAACGGGCAUUUGGAAGAAUCGCGGAGAAUUUUCGAUGAAAUGCCCUUCCGGGACGUUGUUUGCUGGAACUCGAUGAUCUCGUCGUACGCGGGGUCGGGCCGUGGAGAGGAAUCGCUCGAGGUUUUCCAUUUGAUGGAUCUGGAUGGCACGAAACCCGAUCACGUAACGUUCUCCAGCAUCCUCACCGCGUGUAGCCAUCUCGGACUCUUAAACUCCGGGUGGCGGAUGUUCGUGGUCUUGGCGGUGGAUCACGGCGUCCCGCCGCGGCAGGAGCACUACGCGAGCAUGAUCGAUAUCUUGGCCCGGCUGGGAAAGCUGGGCGAGGCGGAGGAGCUCGUCAAGAGCAUGCCUUUCGUGCCAGAUCUCCAAGAGUGGGCGACUUUGCUUGGAGCUUCCAGAGUCCAUCGCAACAAGAAACUGGGGAUGGAGGCGGCCAAGUCGGCGAUCCAUCUCGGCACCAAAACCUCGUCCACGUUUGUGCUCCUGUCGGAUAUGUACAAGGAAGAUCGAUCGCUGCGAAGACUAGCAACUUAG
Molecule: messenger RNA, 1797 nt
Organism: Selaginella moellendorffii
Lineage: Eukaryota; Viridiplantae; Streptophyta; Lycopodiopsida; Selaginellales; Selaginellaceae
Product: pentatricopeptide repeat-containing protein At4g02750
Exons: 1
Coding region: 1-1797 (598 amino acids)
Molecular function (GO): protein binding
Source: RefSeq, a predicted model, not a curated record